AUGGAACAACCGUUUUUGGGAGUCGAGACCCAGAUAGAGCCCCAGAUCAACCCGUCGCCCCACCAGUCCCACGCCAACGCAAGCAACACCCAGCCACGCGUGACCCCCAACGACCAUGGGACCAAGUCUGCCACCGACUUUGAUCUCUCCAACCCAUCCAAUCCCUCCAUCGCAUCCGCCCAGGCGCUUCUACACACUGACGCCCGUUUCCAGCAGCCCUACCAGCAGCAGUACCCGCAGCUCCACCCACAGCAGCCCAUGAAUAUGCCGGGGACGUACCAACUCCACCACCUUCCAUCAGGGACGCACCUCCAGCAGAUGCCCAUUGGCGGUCAGCAGUACAACAGUGCGCUCCAGCAGUUGCCUCCGCCGCAGCUCCCGCUGGCGCACCACAUGCCGCAGCAGCUCAGUCUGCGUGGCUACCCCAUGGAACAGCGGUAUGACGACGCAGGCGGUGCCAGCGCCCAAAGCUCGCCCAGCGCUACCUACACCGAGAAGGGGUUAGUGGCGCCCAUUCCGCCACUCCACAUUCAACAGCAGCUUGUGAAUGGCGCAGGCGACACGCCUGCGCCGGUAGUGAAGCAAGACCCGCAGCCCAGCACCGAAAAGGCGCCAGCAGCAGAGGCUGGCGCCGAGGUGCCGGCCGACCAGUUGUUCCGGCUGUCAUGCUCGCGGUGCAAGAAGGAGUUUGACCAGCCCAUCAUUAUUCCUCAAAGUAACCAAGACGGCGGCCAGACCAAGUUUCUCGCUGAGCCCAAGAUCUUCAAGUUGUGCCAGCACUGCCGGGACCUCCAGCGCCAGCGGUCGCGCAGGUGGCAGAAGAAGACCAAGGACAAGCUAGGCGCGUGCCGUCGGUGUGGCUCGGACAUUCCGCCCGAGGAACAGCGGUACGUGUUGUGUCCGUCAUGCCGUCUGAACUUGCGUAAGCGGAAGGCGAACCGUGCCGCCCAGGGGCGAUGCGUGCAUUGUUCCGGACCGUUGAGUGCCUCCAUCAUUACUGACGAGAAGAAGCGGUCGGUGUCGCCUCCUGGUAGCGGAGGCGGCAGUGGUGGCGGCACUGACGCGGCUAAGGCCAAGGACCGAUCCAAGGUGGGCAACUACAAGGUGUGCGAGCGGUGCCGUGAGAACGACAAGAUCCGCCGUACCAACUUGGAGAAGUUGGGCAACUGCAAUCGGUGUGCAAAGUCUUUGGACGCCAAGGACAUCGGCAAGCACAAGGUUUGUGCAUCGUGCAGAACCCGCAAGAAGAAGCUUUCACAGAACAUCAACAUCACCAGUAACAAUGGUCUGAUCAGCCGCUUGCAGAGCAUUUCCAGCGCAGGAAGCGCUGGUGCCAACGGCUCGGUGCCGUUGCCCAUGCAGGCGCUCGCUGGUCAGGACCUGGCUCACGGAAUGAUUACCGCGUUGCCCCCUACCGCCAACGUCAUUGCCCAGCCUCCUAUGGGCAUGAUUUCAUCUGAUAUGGGCAUGAUGUCCAACGGAAACGGCAGCGUGCCAUAUGCGUCGGUGCCAAUGGCCCAACACUACACCACGGCGCAGUAUGUGCAAGCUCAGGCACAGGUGCAGUAUAACCAGGCAGUGGUGCAGCAGCAGGCGUUCAACCAGGCGAUGGCGCAGGCCCAGCAGCAGCAACAGCAACAGCAGCAACAGCAGCAGCAGCAACAACAACAACAACAACAACAGCAGCAGGCAGUAGCGGUGCAUAACGCCAGACAGCUCCAGCAGCAGCAGCUUCAGCAGCAGCAGCAGCAAUAUUCAGCCUUGGGCCAACCAAAGGCUGAGGACUUUUCGCCAUACGCUGUGAACCAGCACCAAUCAUAG
Molecule: messenger RNA, 1821 nt
Organism: Suhomyces tanzawaensis NRRL Y-17324
Lineage: Eukaryota; Fungi; Ascomycota; Pichiomycetes; Serinales; Debaryomycetaceae
Gene: WOR3
Product: Wor3p
Exons: 1
Coding region: 1-1821 (606 amino acids)
Biological process (GO): regulation of transcription by RNA polymerase II
Cellular component (GO): nucleus; aryl hydrocarbon receptor complex
Molecular function (GO): transcription cis-regulatory region binding; nuclear receptor activity
Source: RefSeq, a predicted model, not a curated record